Molecule: messenger RNA, 285 nt
Organism: Helobdella robusta
Lineage: Eukaryota; Metazoa; Annelida; Clitellata; Rhynchobdellida; Glossiphoniidae
Exons: 2
Biological process (GO): positive regulation of cyclin-dependent protein serine/threonine kinase activity
Molecular function (GO): protein kinase binding
Source: RefSeq, a predicted model, not a curated record
UACCUUCUUGCAACAACUUUUCUUUAUUUUAAACGGUGCAGCACUUUAAAGACAAUGGUCUUCAAUCAACAAAACUUCUUUGUAGCAUUAUACAUAGCUAAUGAAAUGGAGGAAGAUGAGGAUGAUUACAAGUAUGAAAUCUUUCCAUGGGCACUAGGAGAAAAUUGGAGUGAAGAGUUUGCAGUAUUUUUUCAGUGGAGAGAUUCCAUGUUAAUAGAUUUGGAUUUUAAUGUUAUUGCUGAAAAAUCAAAAUGUGAUGAGGUAUUCUAUAUGUACUUCAUGUAA